GUUCUAGGUUGGAGUAUGAACUUCUCGGAAGCGUGUUUGUACAGCUAUUUGUACUAUGUGCAAGCGGACUCUUCGGUGAUUUCAGUGGAGUAUUUGCGCAAGCUAAGCCCAUUGUUUCUUCCAAAAGAUGGAAGGCACAGCGACUUGGAUGAUAGAGACGAAACUUUGCAGGAUCACGCACCAGAUUAUACAACAACUCUGGUGUCAAUCCAGCAUUCUUGUGGAACUGACCAUGAGAAAACACCAUUGCUGGAACAGCCUUCAAAAACUACAGCGCACGAAGCAGGUGCUUUUACUAUAGACCAACGACUUGAAGGAGACACUACAACAGCACUUCUUUCAAAGAGACAAACUUCAGACGAGGCUCAAGAAUCCGGCCCGCUUUUCCUCGCUGAAUCUGCUAAACUCUCUUCUUGUAGCGGCUCUUGCACACCUCGUUCCCUGACGCCUUCGGCCAGGAUGAAGGCUGCUAGUACGAGUGCAAAUGCUACAGUUGAUUCUGUAGCGCAGAAACUUCGCCACACGAGCGGCAACGACAAAGUUGUUGCUACAACGACACAUCAAACGCAUCAACAUCCUCCCGGUCUCCACAUUUCCAAUCUCCGCAUGAAAUAUCGAUCCGAUCUUCCAAAUUACGUUUUAUCCAACCUCUCGUUUUCCGUAGCACCUGGCGAACGAUGUGCUGUCGUAGGCCGUACCGGAGCCGGGAAAAGUUCUGUGGCUGUCGCGGUUUUCAAUCUUGCUGAAGAAAUUCACGGGGAAAUCUAUCUCAAUGGCAGUUCGUUGCUGGCUCCAGUGCCAGUAAACGAAAGCCGAAAGCGACUGGGGAUCAUUACGCAAGACCCGGUGAUUUUUUCAGGCACGGUGAGACAAAACUUAGACCCGUUUUUCGAGUUUACAGAUGCGGAAUGCGAACAAGCGUUGGCAAAUGCUUGCUUGUUCGAUCCUCGGAUGAAGAAAAACGUAGGUGGUGGAAAUGGGUAUGGGAAUGGUACUGGAAUAGGAGGAUCUACAAAUAAUAUGAAAAACGCCACUUCUUCGAAUCCGGUACUCGCUUUAAAACCAGUCGCAGAAGAAGAAGUCCUGCAAGACAUGGAAGAUGAAGAUGCUUAUGUUUCCCCACCGGAGCGUCCUGCUGUACUACAUGUAACAUCACCUUCUCCAGACCGUGAUAGGUGCCCCAAGAACGAGCAGCAAAUCCUGAAACACUACGAGCUUGUGUCCAAUCUCGAAGAAAGUGGAAAGAAUCUGUCAUUGGGUGAGCGGCAACUCGUGUGUCUGGCACGGGUCCUAUUACGUAGCCCCGAGAUGUUGAUCUGUGAUGAGGCGACGGCAAGUUGCGACUUGGAGACAGACGCCUUGGUUCAAAGAGCUAUUCGGAAUUGGUUAGCGAAACAGCAUAAAAGUGGAAAUCCUUGUUGUUAUGAUGGGAAGGUCGAAAUGUAAACUUUGCUCGCACUCAAGAAUGGUACAAAAGUACAAAGCAUACAACUACUCAACAUCAGUACCCUUGUUGUUUUCUGGAAGUAGAGCCUCAUAGAUCUUCCGUAUAAUCAAUCUGUUUUUCCGCCCGCGCUUCCACCAAACUGAGAAUUCUUCUCGUUCAUAAUGCAGAGCUUUCGCUUUGUUUUUUUUUCCUCUUUCAUCCUCCUGUCCUCACGAUCGCUCACCGGUUGGAGACGAUCGCAGACUAUGAGAAAGUUCUCUUUCUCGACAAAGGCCGCGAACUGGAAUACGGUGCUCCGAAAGAUUUGCUUUCUGACCUCACCUCCAAUUUCGCUCAAUUAGUGCGCGCAGCUGGACCGGAGACGGAAAAACGAGUCAGGGAUAUCGUAUUUGCUGAAGGGUAGAGGCAGAAGUUCAACUUCUGAAGUUGGACAGAAGUUGAACUUGGAGUGUGCCUGGCGAUGCCGGAUACCACAUUUUCACAGAUGAACAACAAACGCUGAAACUUGCUAGAUAGAAACACAUUUUUUAAUGAAUUAACACAUUUAACGACAUUCACAUUUUUCACAUAAGCAUGUCGUAUUCUUGUCCGAACAAUAACCACUGACAGAAUUAUUGUCCAGUUUCUUUUGAUGAAUUUCAAUUUGGAUUUUCAUUUUUUUCUUCCACAUUGAUGUUUUUCUGUUUUUCCAGCCAGUGUCUACUUCCCUGCGGACGAGAUUGACAGAGGUCAGAGCGUAAAAAUUCUGUCUUGCUCGCACAGGAAUUCUCGUUAACACAAGGAUGGAGAUGUAGGUAAUGAUAUCUAUCGUAUCGUCUACGAGGCACAGGCACAGCUUCGUCUGAU
Messenger RNA from Amoebophrya sp. A25, 2293 nucleotides. The record is from the annotation of a GenBank genome assembly. NCBI's taxonomy places the organism in Eukaryota, Dinophyceae, Syndiniales, Amoebophryaceae.